AAUUAUCAUUAUUAUUAUUAACGCAUAUUACGUACGUGACGUUCGCACGCAUCCGACAAUUUUGUUCUCGAUAAUUCACUCGUCGUCCCGCGUUACGAUUCCGCUGGUUAUCACGUGACGGACACCGUCCACCGCAUCCGAUACGGCUCUAUCAUCGGUGAAAGGAUAAUCCGCGAUGACCCUUGACGCGCGGCGAACUGGCUUCGACCAUGCUGGCUCGCCCGUUUGUCCCGAUUCGGUCUCGGCUCGAUCUCGACGGGCUAACAAAGUCGGAUCCAAACGCGGAUCUGGUGCGAGCGCGGCCCGAAGGUCCUGUUUUCAGAGUAAUCGCGGGGAUGACGCGCGUGCUCUUAUCACGCACCACGGCGAGAAACCACGCACGAGAGGUCGCAACGCAAUAUUAUCUGCACGACAAUGUUUCUCCUAUCUUUUUCUCCUUUUUCUCCCGAUUGAUCUCGCCGUAUGCAACGCGCGAAUCAACUCACGACACGUCGUUCGCGCGCGCCCUUCGUCCCUGCGCCCUUCUGGCUCGAUUGUUCUCACCCUGAGGCGCCUCUUCUGCUACACUAUUCCACUACUUUGCCAUCGAUGUAUUAUCACGGUAUCCGACCGAGUGCAAGAGGUACGACGGGAAUGACGGAGAGAGCGAACUCCGCAAGGACGAGCUUGCGUCUGUUGGCACUGGUCUGGUUGUCCUGCGCCAUCAGCUGUGAGGUCUUCGCUGCCGCUCUACCGGUACCCUUGGCGUCGGACUUCACGUACGGGGAUCUCGUCGCCGCGGACCCGGAAAGUCUCAUGUUGCUGAACCGUCUGAAGCAAGUGACGGAACAGAAGCAUCGAUUAGUCGAGCAGGAGCACGAGAUCACCGACGAGCAGAUCAAUCUCGAGGCGGUACUGCAGGCGAAAGCGAUGGAACAACAGCGCAAUCAACCGGACUACACGGCGGAGGAACCCGAGUCGGAACCAGAAGCCGAGCCGGAAGCGUUGCCAGUGCCCGCGGCGAUGGUCCACCGCGGUCAGCAACAGCCGCCGACAUCCGGCAAGCGGAAGCCAAGCACUUACAUGUCGCUGUGCCACUUCAAGAUCUGCAAUAUGGGACGCAAGAGGCAAUCGCAUUAGAGACGGAGGCAGUCGCGGCAGUUGAAAACGCGGUGGGCCGGCGCGACGAGGACCGGGCCGAGGAGACCUCAUUGUGCUUUAAGAAACACAGUAAAGAUAAAACACAAUAAUAAAACACAGCUUGCAACGGUGAAUUGAA
Molecule: messenger RNA, 1258 nt
Organism: Odontomachus brunneus
Lineage: Eukaryota; Metazoa; Arthropoda; Insecta; Hymenoptera; Formicidae
Exons: 4
Coding region: 463-1119 (218 amino acids)
Source: RefSeq, a predicted model, not a curated record